AUGUUUUUGUGUUCCCACUUCAUUCUCACUCAACCAGUAACAUUUUUGGUCAAACAUCAGCAGAGGUGCCAGGAAAUGGAGUUUGCUGAGCUGAUUAAGACCCCCAGAGUGGAUGGGGUGGUGUUGAGGAGACCUUUCCUGCCCACAGUGGAGGGAACACUCUGUCUGACAGGACAUCACCUCAUACUGAGCUCCAGACAGGACAACACAGAGGAACUCUGGCUGCUGCAUGCUAACAUUGACGCCAUAGAGAAGAGGUUUGUGGGGUCUCUGGGCACCAUCAUAGUCAAGUGUAAAGACCUCAGGGUGAUUCAGCUGGAUAUCCCUGGCAUGGAGGAGUGCCUCAACAUCGCCAGCUCUAUCGAGGUUCUGUCCACUCUGGACUCUGUCUCGUUGAUGUACCCGCUCUUCUACCGGCCCAUGUUUCAGGUCAUCGAGGACGGAUGGAAGUCUUUCCUUCCAGAGGAUGCUUUCAAAGACCUGGAGUCCAUGACUGAAGAGUGGCGUCUGAGUGAUGUGAAUAAGGACUACAGUGUGUGUUCCUCCUACCCUCCUCUGGUGGCCGUACCUAAAGAUGUGGAUGACGACACCCUAAGGAAAGCUGCCGCCUUCCGCCACGGGGGACGCUUCCCCGUACUCAGCUACUAUCACAAGAAGAACGGCAUGGUGAUGAUGCGUUCAGGCCAGCCGCUGACCGGCACCAACGGGCGUCGCUGUAAGGAAGACGAGAAGUUGAUCAACGCCACGUUGCGGGCAGGGAAACGGGGCUACAUCAUCGACACGCGUACCGUCAGCGUGGCGCAGCAGGCCAAGGCACGGGGAGGAGGGUUCGAAUCAGAGGCCAACUACCCACAGUGGAGGAGGAUUCACAAGGCUAUAGAGAGGUCCAGUAUUCUCCAGGAGAGCCUGAUAAAGCUGGUAGAAGCCUGUAAUGACCAGAGCCACAGUAUGGACCGCUGGCUCAGUAAACUAGAGGCUUCUAAUUGGCAGACUCACGUCAAGGAGAUCCUCACUACUGCCUGUCUGGCUGCUCAGUGCAUCGACAGGGAGGGUGCGUCAGUACUUGUGCACGGGACAGAGGGGACAGACUCAACCCUACAGGUGACGUCUCUGGCUCAGAUCAUCCUGGACCCAGCCUGCAGGACCAUUCAAGGAUUCCAAGCUUUAGUGGAGAGAGAGUGGCUGCAGGCGGGCCAUCCGUUCCAGCAGCGUUGUUCCCAGUCAGCCUACAGUAACAGUAAGCCUCGUUGUGAAGCCCCGGUGUUCCUGCUCUUCCUAGACUGUGUGUGGCAGAUCCUCCGCCAGUUCCCUUGCUCCUUCCAGUUCUCGCAACACUUCCUGGUUCUGCUCUUCGAACACGCCUACGCCUCGCAGUUUGGGACCUUCAUGGGCAACAGCGCCUCCGAGAGGUCUAAGUUGAACCUGUCUCAGAAGACAGUCUCUCUGUGGUCGUGGGUGAACCGGCCCCAGGAGGUGGAGAGGCUGUCUAACCCGCUCUACGAGGCCAACUGUCUAGUUAUAUGGCCCUCCGUAGCCCCUCAGAGCCUGCUACUAUGGGAAGGUGUGUUCCUGCGUUGGAAGCGCAGCUCCAGGUGUCUGGAUGAGGCGUACGACGAGAUGGUUCAUAUUAUACAGUACAACAAAGAGCUGCAGAAUAAAGUCAACAACCUCAGGAGACAGCUGGCCCAACUGGAGACUGAGGAGCCUCUGCUGCAAACACCAUAGAGGAUAGGAGAGGGAGGGAGGGAGGGAGGAGAGGUGGUGGAGAAGAGGAGUGGGAGAAGGAGACGUGAAGGAGGAAAGGGAGCAGGGAGAGAGAGCAGGAGAGGAGGAAGACUAAAGGAGAGGUAACAACACUGUAGGUUACUACUCAAGCAACCUGAGGCUGUAUGUAUUAAACAUCUUGGACAGGAUUUACCUGAUCCUAGAUCAGCACUCCUACUCUAUCUAAUGUUAUUCAUCAUUAUUAUAUAAAAGGCCUUAUUGAUGCUCCUACUCUGAACUGCUUGACGCAUACGGUCCCAGAAGAAGAGUACGAUAUGAACGGGGACGGAGGGACGGGGUAGAGAGAUUUUUGAGUAUGUUAAAAAUGCUUGCUCGUCUUUAAGUAAUGCAGUAGAUUCCUUGCUUUACACCAAUCUGCUGGUGUUAGGUCAGUGACUGCUGGAAAGGUGAGAGAGUUCUCUAGAGCAGCACUAAAGCCAGAGACAUGUAUAGAUAUGUUCCUCAUGCUACCCCUGGUCACCAGCCAGUAGCUGCCUGACUUUAGUAACCCCCCACCAGCUCACGUUCUACACAAAUAGAUCCACACACCCAGGCACCUCGUCCAGAUUAUGAAAGGGGCUCUUAUUGCUGGAUAUGAGGAGACUUUGAAACACUACUCUGAGUAACCAUGGCAACACGUGCCAGUAGCUGCACUGUGUACACACACUGGCUACUUUAGAACACACAGAACCACAUACACACUGGCUACUUUAGAACACACAGAACCACAUACACACUGGCUACUUUAGAACACACAGAACCACAUACACACUGGCUACUAUAGAACAUACAGAACCACAUACACACUGGCUACUAUAGAACACACAGAACCACAUACACACGGACUACUUUAGAACACACAGAACCACAUACACACGGACUACUUUAGAACACACAGAACCACAUACACACUGGCUACUAUAGAAC
Molecule: messenger RNA, 2691 nt
Organism: Oncorhynchus masou masou (cherry salmon)
Lineage: Eukaryota; Metazoa; Chordata; Actinopteri; Salmoniformes; Salmonidae
Gene: mtmr9
Product: myotubularin related protein 9
Exons: 11
Coding region: 1-1725 (574 amino acids)
Biological process (GO): phosphatidylinositol dephosphorylation; negative regulation of autophagy
Cellular component (GO): membrane; cytoplasm
Molecular function (GO): phosphatidylinositol-3-phosphate phosphatase activity
Source: RefSeq, a predicted model, not a curated record